This is a messenger RNA of Trametes versicolor FP-101664 SS1, 924 nucleotides long. RefSeq lists its product as uncharacterized. NCBI's taxonomy places the organism in Eukaryota, Fungi, Basidiomycota, Agaricomycetes, Polyporales, Polyporaceae. Gene Ontology annotation, cellular component: membrane. The record is from RefSeq and is a predicted model, not a curated record. The transcript has 3 exons. Bases 1 to 924 code for a protein of 307 amino acids. Gene Ontology annotation, molecular function: transferase activity, transferring alkyl or aryl (other than methyl) groups.
AUGGAAUCCACAUCCUCUUUCCUCACCCACAUUUCGACAGGAAAGCAUGCGCUCCCCCGCCUUCCCUACUUUCUGCACACGCUUUAUCUCUUCACUAAGUCUGACAUAAAGACAGUGGUGAUCCCCGUUACCUCCCUUGCGAUCGCAUCCGCCCCACUAGCGAGUCCCCUCCAUCUCCCACACGUCGUCUUCUGGCUCUGGCUUCAUGUCCUGCAAAUCGACCUCGCGAACCAGAGCAUGGACCCCGACGAGGACGCGAAGAACAAGAGCUACCGCCCGAUCCCGGCGAAGCGCAUCUCCGUCGCACAGACGCGUCUCCUCCGCUGGGCCAUCGUUCCCGUCUGUCUCCGCCUCUCCGCACUCUACAGCGCUCAGACCUUGUACGCAAGCGCUGCAUUCGCCCUCCUCACGCUCAUCUACAACGAGUUCGCUGCGCACCGCCGACACUGGAUCAUCCGCAACGUCAUGAACGCGCUCGGUCUCGCCGCGUUUGAGGUCGGCGCGACGCUCAUCGCGAGCGCAGAUCCGACGCGUCUAGACGGGAUCGCUCUCUGCUCUGUGCUCGUGAGCACGGCCAUCUUCGCGACGACGAUACACGCGCAGGACUUCCAGGAUGUCGACGGCGACCUCACCAUCGGCCGGCGCACCAUCCCGAUCAUCUUCGGGGACGCCGCGCGCUGGACGGUGAUUGUGCCGCUCGUGAUCUGGUCCGUCGGGCUGUCUGUUUUCUGGGGUCUCAGCGUCCCUGUGAGCGCGGCAGUGACCAUGCUCGCGGUGUGUGUGUGCGUGCUGUACCUCUGUGCACGGACGGCACGCGAGUAUCAGGUCGCAUACUUCUGGUAUAACAUAUGGCUAUCUACCGCACACUUCCUGCCCGCCUAUUGCCGGCUCUUCAGUGAGCCAUACUACGUACUGGGCCCAUGA